AUGAGUGAGCGAGGUUCGGAGAUUGUGUUUCGGGCGGAGAACAUUCCGAUCCGCUUCUUCAAAGCAUGCCGGUGGUGUCGCAGGCAGAAGAUGCGCUGUGAUGCGCGUACACAAGUACCAUGUUUUCGCUGUCGCUCAACUGGUCGUGACUGUAUUCUCGACCCUAUAGAAGACGCCAGACGACGCAGUGACCGCCGUAGGAAGACUGCGACGCCUGCCCGAUAUAGCGGCUCCGCAGUAACUUCGCCACUCGAUCAGCGAAGUGGGCUACAGACACCUGUAUCGAGGGAGCAAGAAUACUCCCCGAUCGCGGGAGGUGAUGCUAGCUUUGACGCAUCGAUUGAUUCUUUACCCGACUCAUCGGCGUUUGGAGACUUGCGCAGGUCUCAAACAGCUGAUCAUCAUGGGCCUGAAUCGCAGCAAUUAAGCCCUAAUGACAUGAUUGCUCCGGCGUCGGCAGUCCACUCCAUGUCUGUGAACCUCCUCGACAAUAACCAUAUCUUUCUAGAUAACUCUGCCAAGGGUGAUGGAAGAGGCGAUAUUAUUGCCCGUGGUAUCGUCAGCGAAGAAAAUGCUAGAGUAAUGUAUGAAAGAUUUGUUGGCGGAAGCAAGAACUUUCUGCCACUAUUUGACCCAAUACGUGAUACAUUUGACUCUAUAAGAUCACGUUCAUUGUUCUGUUUCACGGUGAUAAUCUAUCUUGCGAGUCGAGCCGUGAUGGACUUGCGCGGCGACACACAUAUGCAGCGCGUCUUGCAAGACGAAUCGCAGAGACUGGCGGAAGACAGCUUCUUCGAACGUCCCACCAAACUUGAAACUGUGCAAGCGAUGGUCCUUCUCGCCGCUUACUCGGAGAAAACAUGGUUCUCCACGGCGCUCAUUCUGCGCACUGCCUUGGACUCGGGAUUAGAGAAGUCGCUAGAUACGUUGCUAUCUCAAGAAACUCUCCCUCGCAGUUCACUUUCCGCCUCAAUGGAAGAACGUCAACUCGUGUGGGAGACCCGAACGUGGCUUAUUAGUUUUACGCUGGAACUGGACGUUGCCUCUGGGACCGGCCGCAAAUCCCGCAUUGGUGAGGUGGAUGUCAUGAAACUUCGAAGAUUUCUAGACUACCCUCUCUCUUUACCUUGUGAUAUGCGAACAGUUUGCAUUAUCGAGCUUCAUCAACUUCGAGGCCAUUCGCGUAUUGUUAUUGAUAACUCGAGCUCGGUUCGAGAAAUAGUUUCGACAGAAUUACCAGCUAUCAUGACGAAGCUACAGAAUUGGUGGACUACAUGGGACGAAAUUCACAAUAACAACGGUUUCCAUGCUGGAGCUUUCCAACGAAGCAGUCUGAAGCUUAUGCUGCUUUACGCAAGAAUUUUUGUUCUUUGUGCCUCUUUGGCGCGCAUUCAGAAAUUACAACCUGGUUCAUCCAAUUUCGAGUCAGAGGGAAUUGACCAAAAUGUCAUGGGACUAUGGCAAUCUUUAGUUGCAACAAUCAUGGACCAGCUGGCAUUCUUGAUUGGCGAGCCAGCCUAUCGUUGUCAAUUCCCAUGGGCACCAACCUACCCUGCAUUGACAGUCGCCUUUGUCACUACUUUCGCGCUUCGAAUCGCUCGCUGGCGUCCCAAUCUGAUUGAUCAAGAUCUUCUUCUCGAAAGAGCUGAAAAAAUCUGCGACUUUCUGAAACAGCCGCCAUAUCCUGAUAUCCACCGCACUGUCUCUAUCUUCGUUAAUUAUGCUCGCGCCCUCAUUGCUAGUCAGCGUCCCCUCAGCAAUGAUCGACAAAGCAAUGGCAGUACAGAGCCAACUCACAUGUCCGAACCAGGCGAUGGGCCCGUGCCUUCAUACAGGGGUCCAGACAGUCCCAUGCAGAAUGCCCCUCCUUUGGCACCACUCGAGGAUCCUCGAUACAGAGCCGGCACGGCCAUCCCAAGUGACAAAGAUACAAACUUGGUUCCAAUGCCAGGUAAUGAUGCAUCUGCAACAACCAGACCGCCUCUACCAAGGCUGCCUGACACGAUGGAUGCCCCUACCUGGACGGUCUCCAACUCGAUCGCAGACUCGUUUGGCCUUUUCGAGGAAGGCCAGAAUGAUAUCUUUGACUUUUUGCCUAUGAUGCCUUCUUUGCCUUAA
Penicillium cataractarum is the source of this 2118-nucleotide messenger RNA. Its product is annotated as Zn(II)2Cys6 transcription factor. Gene Ontology annotation, cellular component: nucleus. Gene Ontology annotation, molecular function: DNA-binding transcription factor activity, RNA polymerase II-specific; zinc ion binding; transcription cis-regulatory region binding. Bases 1 to 2118 code for a protein of 705 amino acids. Gene Ontology annotation, biological process: regulation of DNA-templated transcription. Lineage: Eukaryota; Fungi; Ascomycota; Eurotiomycetes; Eurotiales; Aspergillaceae. The transcript is spliced from 7 exons. The record is from RefSeq and is a predicted model, not a curated record.